Messenger RNA from Brassica napus (rape), 2525 nucleotides. Its product is annotated as protein DETOXIFICATION 17. The transcript has 9 exons. Gene Ontology annotation, molecular function: antiporter activity; xenobiotic transmembrane transporter activity. Gene Ontology annotation, cellular component: membrane. Lineage: Eukaryota; Viridiplantae; Streptophyta; Magnoliopsida; Brassicales; Brassicaceae. The record is from RefSeq and is a predicted model, not a curated record. Bases 785 to 2218 code for a protein of 477 amino acids. Gene Ontology annotation, biological process: xenobiotic detoxification by transmembrane export across the plasma membrane.
UGUGUAUGUAUAUAUUGUUCAGGAGUGGUUCUUGGACGGUCAGGGGGGCAGAAGUCAGAAGAUAGGAGCAUAUGUGACACUUUUGCACCUACUAUUUUAUUGGAAUUCGGACAGCAAUUUUGUUGGGGUUCGUGUUUUUUUUUUUUUGUUGGGGGUUCGUGUUAGACAUUGGACUGGUGGUGGUAAGGAGACUUUACGUGAUCACAAAGUUUGAUACAUGGAUCUUCUUUUUAGUUAGCAUCUUUGAAUAAUUUAAAGUGUGUAUGUGUGUUGGAUUCUUUGAUUAGGAGAUUUCAUUAGGAGCGAAUUUGUGCUUCUCUUAGUCUCUGUCAUCAUUUCGUACCAAUAGGACUGAAGAGGUAAGCAUAACGUGACAAACUGACAAGAGAACUAGGAGCCACUAACGUCACUGUCUGGAACCAAAAAAAAAAAAAAGAUUGGGUAAGGAAUUUGUGAGCAUAUUUCCGAUCAUAUUGUGCAAUAUUGUAAAAAUAACAUUAAUACUUUUUGACAUCUUGUAGAAAACAUGAAUUAUUUUUUAAAAAAUACUCUAAUCGGGCGGAGAAAUUAUAGGAAUUAAAUACCAAAAUUUCAUUUAAAAACGGAAUUAGUAUUUAUAUUUUCAAGUAUUUCAACAUUAGCCUAGGAAAAAGAGGGACAGCUCUAAAAAUAAAUAGAGAAAACCGUAGAGAAAGCAUAGAUAUCAACGACGGCUCCACAAGAAACCCUAGAAAACAGGAACACAGAGAGAAAGACAGAGAGAAAAAAAAGAGAGGGAGAGAAGAUGGGAGAUGGUGUAACUCCUCCGCUUUUGAUAACAGAGACAAACACGACGAUGAUGCGUGUUAAGGGAGAAGUGAAGAAACAGCUAUGGCUUUCUGCUCCUCUCAUUGGUGUAAGCCUCCUUCAGUACUCUCUCCAAGUCAUCUCCGUCAUGUUCGUUGGCCAUCUCGGUUCUCUUCCCCUCUCCGCCGCCUCCAUUGCCACCUCCUUCGCCUCCGUCACCGGUUUCACAUUCCUCUUGGGUACAGCGAGUGCUUUGGAGACACUAUGUGGCCAAGCGUACGGAGCAAAGCUGUACGGGAAGCUAGGCAUUCAGAUGCAAAGAGCAAUGUUUGUUCUUCUACUACUCUCUAUUCCUCUCUCGGUCAUUUGGUUCAACACAGAACAUAUACUCGUGCUUGUUCACCAAAACAAAGACAUUUCAAGUGUUGCUGGCUCGUACGCGAGGUACAUGAUCCCGAGCCUCUUUGCGUACGGACUUCUUCAGUGUAUCAACAGAUUCUUGCAAGCGCAGAACAAUGUGUUCCCUGUGUUUGUCUGCUCUGGGAUCACCACUGGUCUUCACUUGCUGCUUUGUUGGUUGUUUGUGCUGAAGACGAGUUUAGGAUACAGAGGAGCUGCUCUCGCGAUUUCCAUCUCUUACUGGUUUAAUGUCAUUCUCUUAUCUUGCUACGUCAAGUUCUCGGCUUCCUGCUCGCAUAGCUGGACAGGGUUUUCAGAAGAGGCUUUUCAUGAGAUUUAUGACUUUUCUAAAAUUGCUUUUCCUUCAGCAGUUAUGGUCUGUUUGGAGCUAUGGUCCUUUGAGCUUUUGGUUCUAGCUUCAGGGCUUCUUCCUAACCCGGUUUUAGAAACUUCUGUUCUUUCAAUCUGUCUAAACACUUCACUAACAAUUUGGCAAGUCUCAGUUGGUCUUGGUGGUGCGGCAAGUAUAAGAGUCUCGAACGAGUUAGGAGCAGGGAACCCACAAGUGGCAAAGCUUGCUGUAUACGUCAUUGUAGGUAUAGCAGUCGCCGAGGGUAUAGUGGUCGUGACUGUUUUGCUGUCGGUUCGGAAGGUUCUAGGUCGAGCUUUUAGCAGUGACCCGAAAAUCAUUGCAUAUGCCGCAUCCAUGAUACCCAUUGUGGCCUGUGGAAACUUCCUAGAUGGUCUCCAAUGCGUUCUCUCAGGGGUUGCUAGAGGAUGUGGAUGGCAGAAAAUUGGAGCGUGCAUAAAUCUUGGAUCGUAUUAUCUUGUCGGAGUUCCGUUAGGUUUAGUGCUUGGUUUCCAUUUCCACAUCGGUGGUCGGGGGCUUUGGCUUGGAAUUGUAACGGCACUAGCUGUUCAAGUGUUGGGUCUUUCCUUGGUCACUAUAUUCACAAACUGGGAUAAAGAGGCAAAGAAAGCUACAAACAGAGUUGGAGACAAAGAUGACAAAGAUGAUACAAUUCCAAAAUGAGUAAAAACAUUGCAUUUCCAAAUGAGCAUAACUUAAAACGUUACUGAAAAAUAAGUACGUUGAUUCUUCUAAAAUAAUUUAUGAGACAAAAGUCCAUAUUUGCUCUUAUCUUUCACUUGUGAACUUGUGGUAUUCCACUCUGCGUCGUUGCUUGUGGUAGCUGCGUUAUUUUGAGCAUCAGUUUGAAAAAUAGAAUUUUGUGAAUGAGGGUCUGGCUCUCUCGUAGAACCAGUGCAGCUUGUAAAGAAAUAGUGUUUCUCUACUCAACAAGAGACUACGAAAAGUAAUAAGAAAGUGUACGUAAUUG